AGCGGAACAUAAUUUUCCAAGGCUACAAAGACAACUCAACUCGUGGCUGGAGUUGCAUUUGCCGAAUGACGUGGCGCCCCCAGCUCUCUCUCUCUCUCUCGCCCCCCGCCCCCCCCUUCUCUCUCCCUCUCUCUCUCUCUCUCUCUACAAUAUCCUCUCUCCCCGUGACGGUGUAGAAAUGUCGGAACCCAAAGGAGACCCAGCGAUUAAGCUCUUUGGAAAGACGAUUCCGGUCAUCGAGAUUCUGCCGCCUCCGGCCGCAGCUCCAACCUCCUUCGGACCCGCUUCUCCUACGCCGGUUCGUCCUGAUAUUCCUGCCAACGAAAGUCCCGUUCAAGAUCGGGUUUAUUCGACCGAGGAUGGCAACAACUCGAAUAGACUCGGAGAAGAUCAGGAACCUGAUAAGGCCCCGUCUGGUAUCAAACUGAGUGAUGCUAAACAGGAGGAUGGAGCCCAGCCUAUUACUUCAGAGGAAAUAGCAGAUCCAAAUUCAAGUGCAGGGGUAAAUGACAACCCAAAAACACCACCCGUUGAUAAUGAAGCCUCAACAUCAAGGACUGAAGAAGAUCAAAAUGAGACUAGUAAUUCACAAGAGAAGACCCUAAAGAAACCAGACAAGAUACUUCCAUGUCCCCGCUGUAAUAGCAUGGACACCAAAUUCUGUUACUUCAACAACUACAACGUGAACCAGCCGCGACACUUCUGUAAAAACUGCCAGAGAUACUGGACAGCUGGUGGGACCAUGAGGAGCGUUCCCGUGGGUGCCGGUCGCCGGAAGAACAAGAACUCAGGCUCUCACUACCGUCAAAUAGCCAUACCAGAAGCUCUUCCAAAUGGGAUCCACCAUCCGAAUCUAAACCCCAAUGGCAGUGUCCUCACUUUUGGCUCUGAUACACCCCUCUGCGAAUCAAUGGCUUCAGUCUUGAACGUCGCGAACAAAACGAUCCAAAAUCACUCUCAAAAUGGAUUUUGUAACCCAGAAGAACUUAGAAUUUCAGUUCCUUAUGGAGCUGGAGAGAAAAGGGAUGAGCACUUGAGCCAAUCUUCAGUCAUUGCUGUAAAUUCAAAGGAAGAAAUGGGUACAAAUGUGCCACAAGAUCCAAGAAUGCAGAAUUGUCAUAGCUUCCCUCCUCAGAUACCUUACUUCCCUGGGGCUCCAUGGCCGUACCCUUGGAAUUCAGCUCAAUGGACGCCACCUGCUUUUUUUCCGCCAGGGUUUCCUAUGCCGUUCUACCCACCGCCUUACUGGGGUUGUACCCUUCCGGGCACUUGGAAUGUCCCUUGGGUAGCUCCCCUUACUUCUCCGCCCAUCCAAUCAGGUCCUCCUUCUGGUCCUAAUUCACCAACUUUAGGGAAGCAUUCUAGGGAUGAGAUUAUGAUUACAAAACCCAGCUCUGGCCAAGAGGAGUCAGAGAAAGAGGAUAAUAAUGAGCCGUGCCUUUGGAUUCCAAAAACGUUGAGAAUCGAUGAUCCAGGUGAAGCAGCAAAGAGUUCUAUAUGGCAAACAUUGGGAAUUAAAAAUGACAAAGGUGAUUCAAUCAGUAAGGGAAGUAUGUUUAAGGCCUUCCAAUCGAAGCGUGAUGAGAAGAAUCACAUGCCAGAAACUUCUUCGGUGUUACAAGCAAAUCCUGCAGCUUUGUCUCGGUCACUCAACUUCCAUGAGAGCUCAUAGGUGGGUAGCUUAUGAAAACUUGUUUUAACUUUCCUAGUCUAGGUGAGUAAUUCUACAUUCACAUAAACCGGCCACUGAAAGGAGGAUGAAAAUCAAAUUCAGAAGUUGGUCCCCCUAAGGCGACUUCUUUAAUUGUCUCGUGCAUUUUUCUGACGCCGAUUUCUGUGACCGUAGAAUUACUCCUGUGCUGACAAUUGAAGAGCGGAUCUCUGCUAGUGCUUGGAAAAUUAUUGUUACUUUGUACACAAUGAGGCCACGUUGAUUCACCAGCCUCAUUUGUCGGAAUCUACUCCCAGAAUUACAGUGCAAUUCAGAAGACAUCAGAAGGUGAAGAUGGAGAUUCUAGAUUAGCUGUAAGUGGUGGCUGAUUCCUACUCUUUACGACUGGAAGUAGAGUCUGGUGCUUUCACUUUAUGUAUUGUGAUUUUAGUCCAUAUGUAUUGUAUAGUUGUAUAAGAAACAGGGAUAACAAGGAGUGAGUUUUUGUAACAAAUCCCAUAUGUAAUGAAAUAAAUUUGGAAUUUAGUUC
This is a messenger RNA of Rhododendron vialii, 2201 nucleotides long. RefSeq names its product cyclic dof factor 2-like. The transcript has 2 exons. Gene Ontology annotation, biological process: regulation of DNA-templated transcription. Bases 179 to 1672 code for a protein of 497 amino acids. The record is from RefSeq and is a predicted model, not a curated record. Lineage: Eukaryota; Viridiplantae; Streptophyta; Magnoliopsida; Ericales; Ericaceae. Gene Ontology annotation, molecular function: DNA-binding transcription factor activity; DNA binding.